Messenger RNA from Capsicum annuum, 1885 nucleotides. RefSeq names its product zinc finger protein WIP3. The coding region runs from base 183 to 1217 and encodes 344 amino acids. The transcript has 2 exons. Lineage: Eukaryota; Viridiplantae; Streptophyta; Magnoliopsida; Solanales; Solanaceae. The record is from RefSeq and is a predicted model, not a curated record. Gene Ontology annotation, biological process: regulation of gene expression; anatomical structure development. Gene Ontology annotation, molecular function: DNA-binding transcription factor activity. Gene Ontology annotation, cellular component: nucleus.
ACAAAACAAGAAAAGUUCUUAAAAGACAAACCAAACCACUUUUCAUAAAUCAAACUUAAGUGGUGCUUUUCCCACAUAAAGUCCAAAUAAAAAGCCACUAUAAUUAACCAUGAUCUAAGAGAGAAACUCUCAAAUUGAAGAGAGAGUUGUUAUUAAUUACUUCUCUCUUAAUUACUCUCAAGAUGGGAAUAAGAAAUAUUAACUUCCAUGUUCAUCAUCAAGACAUGGAUGUUUGCUUUCAAGCUCCAAAUAAUUUCAUUGAAUGGUUAAAACCAUCAUCUAAUAAUUCUUCUUUAUCUCCUUCACCUUCUUCUUCCUCUUCCUCUUCAUCCAUACUAAUUAAUCAUGAGCCAACAAAUCCCAUGACUACUUUCUUGAAACUUCCUCUCCUUCACAAUCCAUCACAACAAGUAGAAGAAAAUAUUUACAAUAUUAAUCAAACAAUUCAAUGUUUGCCUCUUCUUAGCAAAUUAACCGAUCCGAAAACGGAGAAGAAGGAGGAAGAUUAUCAAGUGAAGGAAGAAAAUAUGGAGAAAGUUAAAGUGUCUUUGCAUAUAGGGCUUCCUGAUGUUGAUGAAGCAAAGCCUUUUAACUUCAACAAGGAAGAAGAAAAUAAGGAGAAAAAUACUAGUACUAUUAUUAAUAAAGGUUGCAAUUUCAACAGUGAGAGUAGGUUUUGGAUCCCAACACCAGCACAAAUUCUUGUUGGUCCCAUGCAAUUUGCCUGUAAUAUUUGCAACAAGACCUUUAAUAGGUACAACAACAUGCAGAUGCACAUGUGGGGACAUGGUUCUGAAUAUAGAAAAGGACCAGAAUCACUUAGAGGAACACAGCCAGCAGCAAUGCUGAGGCUACCAUGCUAUUGCUGUGCUCAUGGCUGCAAGAACAACAUCAACCAUCCAAGGGCAAAGCCAUUAAAAGAUUUUAGGACCCUUCAAACACAUUACAAGAGGAAGCAUGGUGCAAAAGCAUUUAGUUGUAGGAAAUGUGGCAAGACAUUUGCAGUGAAAGGUGAUUGGAGGACACAUGAGAAGAAUUGUGGCAAGUUGUGGUAUUGCACUUGUGGUUCUGAUUUUAAGCAUAAGAGGUCACUUAAAGAUCAUAUUAGGUCAUUUGGCAAAGGCCAUUCUCCUCUUGAUGGAUUUGAAGAUAAUUGUAAGGAGUAUUGUGUUAGUACUGGUGGAUCUAGUGAUGAUGAUGAUGAUGAAGUUAAUUGAGAAGAUAAAAGUUAUUCUUCAAGAGUAAUCAAGAAUUUCUCCCUUGCUAUAACUCAAAUGAAAUUCUUGACUACUCUUGGAGUUGGAGUUCACAUAAGUGGAUAAAUUAAGGUCCUUUUAUUAGGAGUUUAAGUUUUAUACACUAUCAGUGUAAAUAUUUUUCAUAUCAUCGGGUCGACAAUAUGGGAUUUGAAAAAAAUUAAAACAAGAUACGUUACCUGGUAGAACGACAGGUAAAAUUGACCUGAUUGUGUGAAAAUUAUUUACACUAACAAAGUGUAUGUUACUUAAAUAUCUUGUUUGUUUUUGUUUUUUUGUGUGUGAGUGUUUGAUGAAUAUGGUGUAGCCCUGGCAAUUGCUCAGCAACAAAAAAAUCUCAGGAAGGGAGGGGUUUGUUGAGGAGCAUUAGCAUGGUGGUGAUCAUUUAAUAAGUAGUAUUACUUAGAUAUACAGAGCUGGGUUUUUUUCUUUUUGUUACUAAUUUGUGUAAUGUAACAAUAAGGUUGAUGACCUUAUAAAACAUUGAAGUGCAUGAAGCAGGUGAAUUUUCUCUUUGGCUAUACUACUAGCUAAUAGGUUUAUUGGAGUAAAUUUAUCAGCUUCAUUGCUAACUUGUAAUAUUCCAUAUUGUAAUGAAUUGAGUUUAAUUGUGUGACAGAUUUACCUCA